GAUGUAUAGCUCUAGCUAUGUGUAACAACACAGGUUACAACGUGACUAAAGAGGAGUGUGAUGCUCUCUCGCUGGCCACAGGAGUAUCUAAUAUUGCUACUGCCACUCUCAGCUUAUCUCUUUUGAUAUUUUUAUACUGGAUGGUAGAAGAAACCUGCAUAUAUUUUGUUGGUGGCUUUACAAUUAUCAUUGAUCUGCUGGCGUUUGUGUUUUUUGUGACAGUAAUGGCAAUGCUGUACAUCCCGAGAAGCAAGUGUUGCAAGGAAGUCCCGGACAAAACCCCACUUUUGGCAAACUCUCACAUUCAGUGUACCAAUCCUUCAUCAGUGUGGGAUCAUCGCAACACUCCUAGCGACACCGUUUUCAACCCACCCCCAGAGAUGUCUGAUUGUGUCUACUAACAUUAGUAGUUAGAAGUUUUGUUGUAUGCACGCACAUUGUGUGAAUAUAUAAGUACAAUGAACUUCUCAAGGUUCAUAUUUUUAGUAGACUGUGGAUUGUUUAUCAGCACUAC
Molecule: messenger RNA, 514 nt
Organism: Geodia barretti
Lineage: Eukaryota; Metazoa; Porifera; Demospongiae; Tetractinellida; Geodiidae
Source: the annotation of a GenBank genome assembly